Molecule: messenger RNA, 2537 nt
Organism: Mizuhopecten yessoensis (Yesso scallop)
Lineage: Eukaryota; Metazoa; Mollusca; Bivalvia; Pectinida; Pectinidae
Product: arrestin domain-containing protein 4-like
Exons: 7
Coding region: 220-1191 (323 amino acids)
Biological process (GO): protein transport
Cellular component (GO): cytoplasm
Source: RefSeq, a predicted model, not a curated record
GAUAGGAAGAAUCGUGUCUUAAGUAUCUUGAAAUCUGAUCUUUAUAACGUGGUUCACAGUAUAUGUUUAAAAUACUAAUUUAGACCCAUUGGUAUACCUGUUUGACGUCAAUAUCAUAACAAUAUUAGAUUGGGCGGCCAAGAAAUAAGACACAUUGAAGAAAAUGGCGAGUUAUUCCCCAGGCUGAAUUUGGAAUGCAUUUCCUAAAACAUAUUCACAAUGAAAAAAGCUGAAACCGUUCAGUCCGUUCUGAGAAAUGGAGAAUGUAAGAUUCAACUUUUAAGUAAAAGGGAGGAUGGAUCUUUUAACGCUGGAGGAAAAGUGGAAGCAAUCGUUCGAUUACAACUUACGGAAGCACUGGAAGUGAGAGGAUUAGUGGCCAAACUUCACGGUUACGCUAAAACGGAAUGGAAUGACUCGGUGGGUCCCAAUAGUUUUAGACGAGGAGGAAGACAGGAAAUUAUCAACUUAGAAAGUAAAAUAUUCAGAGCGAUGUCUUCAGGCGUUAAGACAUACAAUGCUGGUCCCCACGAGUUUCGUGUGAAAUUCGACCUUCCAAAAGCGGUCCCCUCGUCCUUUGAAGGAUCCAAUGGGUUUAUCAGGUACAUAUUGUACGUCCUAGCUCAGACAAACGCAAAGACAGAAAUGCUGGAUCCAAAGAACGUCCAUGUCAUCUGUCCGUUGGAUCUCAAUAUGGAUCCUAUUAACGGGGUCCCUUGGCACCGAUCAGAGAAUAAAGAUGUUGGAUUGUUCCCGUGUAUAGCGGGAAAAGUCAGCAUGACUUUACAGGUAGAUAAGAGGGGAUAUUGUCCAGGGGAGACAAUUGCGUUGUUUGGACAAAUUCACAAUAAUUCAAGGAUGGUCAUCGCCUUCAGCAGGUGUUCGUUAAUACAGAGAGUCAGAUAUUUACAAGACAAGUGGCACGACUUUGUUGAGAAGAAGAGUGUAGUCAGUAUUAAGCACGACUCUACGGAUCCUGGCUGUACUGAUUCCUGGAACGGAGACGAACUAAAGAUUCCUGAUGACGUCACCACCAAUCUCGAUCACUGCAGGCUUAUACAAGUCAAAUAUACUCUAAAGGUUGAGGUGAAAGUAAGGUUUGCAAAAACCUAUGAACUAUUAAGUAUUGUAUUGCGGAUGGGCAAUAUUCCAUCUACCAAGGCGACAAGAUCACCGUUCCCGUUCCAGUGAAUGUCAUGGGUGUGCUCGUAACCUGUACAGGCUGCUUGUGGAAUCACGCUAUACUCAGGAUCGGGUUUUCGAUUAGACAUUCACUUUAUUAAGAAUCGUUAAGAGUAUUUCAGUGGACACGGAGAGAGGAUAUUGAUUCAGCACCAUAUAAACUGACAGAGCUCAUAGGGGAAUAUUCCUUAAUCAGAAUGAGUGUAAAACGUGCAAUUUAAGUGUAGUAUUAUUUCAUUUAUACACGUGUAUAUCAUAUUGCGAUGAAAAACACAGUAUAGUUUGAUGCAAAGUAUACAUAUGUUUACUCAAAGGUUGUUUCAGAAACGUUAAUGAAUGGUCUGGGAUUGCUUUGAAUUGUUAAAGUGAUUUUGUUUAGCUUGAUAAAGAUAUUUUUAUACUUGGUAUCUCCGCUGUAUACAUUAAAAUAGUUAGACAGUAUAUCACCAAAACAAAUACGCAUAAAAUAUGGACUUUUAUCUUUCACUUUUGAAUGUACGUGAAUGACAUUGUUUUAAUUUUUAUUUGUCACGGAUAAAUCUGUAACAACUUCAAAAGUGAAUGAUAAUACUAUCAUGUUUCCCGUGGUACUUAAUGUAUAUCUUGAACAAUAUGUAGAUUGAAAUUAUCUUUUAAGAAAUUGAUUAAUUAUGAUUAUGACGAAAAGUCAAUAAGCUUGGCUAGAUUAACUUACUUAGGACUUCGUUUAGAAGUUAUGAUAGCUACUUGCUAUAUAGUAAGUGAAACAUGUUUUCGUUACCAAGGAACAUCAAACAUGUUUAUAAUUCAGAGUUCCUAAACAACUUCCUUGGUCAGUCAGUAUAGUAUAUGCUGUACAUUUACCAACUUGAAUAGAAUUCAGUGGCGUUAGAGUUGUUCAUCUUGAAUAAUGUUGAAUUUAAAACGCUAGGGAAAAGGCGAUUUUUACCUCAGUAGUAUAUCCAUUUAUCUAUUUUAUUUUUGUUCUUGUUUAUUUCAUUGUGUGAUAUGAAUGAUGAUUUGUUAUGCAAAUUGUUCUACAGUGCUAAGAAACGAAAUCCAAGAGAUUAUGGAGUAUGUCUCAUAUCGCCAUUAGUCGGCGGUGUAGACAUUUCUCACUUUUGAUUGGUGCUGAGUUUCAAGGAAUCUCUUGCUUGUUAUAGUGUCUAAUCACUUGUGCGUUAUAGUGUCUUGACACAUAUCCACAAUAUAUAACAAGAAGUACAAUGUAGGUGGUCCAGAUAAUCCCGAUUUAGCGAGACCUCGAGGACCCAAUAUAUAAACCAAAAAGAACAUUCUACCGUUCAUUGUAAAUAACAUUAACAAUCGAAUCUGAUGUUAUGUUUGAGGAUUAUUAAUUACAAAUAAAACAAUAA